AUCAACCCAGCUUAUUCACUUUCGUGCCAAUUCCCCAACCACGGCAGUGAACCUUUCUCAGGCGAGCCGCUGUCUCAUCUAUCCAACUCCGUCUUUUUAAACCUACCUUCCAAAAUGUCUGAGGAGAACGUCGCCUGGCCCUUGGCUGAUGCCGCCCUUACUCAGGAGAUUCUCGAUCUCUUGCAGUCUGCCACCCACAUCCGCCAGUCCAAGAAGGGUGCCAACGAGGUCACCAAGGCCCUGAACCGCGGUACCUGCGAAAUCGCUAUCCUCGCCGCCGACACCGAGCCCCUCGCCAUUCUCCUGCACAUUCCUCUUCUGUGCGAAGACAAGGGCACCCCUUACGUCUACGUCCCUAGCAAGAACAUGCUUGGCCGUGCCUGCGGUGUCAGCCGUCCCGUCAUUGCUGCCUCCAUCAACUCCAACGAGGCCAGUGAGCUUGCCGGCCAGAUCAAGGCUCUCCGCGACAAGGUCGAGAGACUUGCUAUCUAAGAAGCACCUUUGCAGAAAUGCAGGUGGCUGUUAGAUGGGAGGAAGGAAGGCUUCCUUUUUUUAAAUCAAAAAAAUUGGAAAACAAGUCACGGAUGUAAACAGAUGUAAAAGACUGGUGGUUGUGCGGCUGCUUGAUAGCCGCGGAGAGGGAUAUGGGCAACGAUUGGGCUCUGCAUUGUCUUUUGUCCUUACGCAGUUGGGAUGGAGUUUUCUAGGAGUACAUAUUCCCCUCUUUACACAUUAGAUCUUUUAUAACGAAUCUACGUUUUGUCACG
[Torrubiella] hemipterigena is the source of this 767-nucleotide messenger RNA. NCBI's taxonomy places the organism in Eukaryota, Fungi, Ascomycota, Sordariomycetes, Hypocreales, Clavicipitaceae. The record is from the annotation of a GenBank genome assembly.